ACCCCCCACCCCGUCGCGAGCCCCUCCGCCCCGGGCCAUCCGGCCCUCUGAGGGCCCCGUCGGCUCUGAGGGUGUCUCCCUCCUCCUGUCGCGGCUGGCUGUAGCGGCUCCCAGGUUCCCGGGACACCGCGGACCAACUUCUGCUGUUUCUUCCUCUCCCUGAAGCGCUUAUCUGCGCGCAGCCUUAUCUCCGAAUUAUCUGGCGCAAAGGGGCGGGAGCCGGCAGUCAGGCGAGCAGAGAGACUUCUUUCUUGCUAUCUAGCCCGGGUCUGUGUGUGGGUAUUAAUUUUAGUAUGGUUAUCUCCGAGGAGCCGAAGCGAUUUGGAAAAGCAGCUCGGAGGAGGCCCGUCCGGCUGCAUUUCGCCUUCCUACCCCACUCCUUCCGAAUCUCCCCGUCUUUCUUCCUGCUCUCCCCUUUGGGGUGGCCUCGGCCCCAGGGCGGUCUCACGCCCCCCCCCCGCCCCCCGCAUUUCCCCCUCCUCCUUUUCUCUGCGCUCCGCUCCACCCCGCUACGUCCGACUCCGGAACGGUCCGGCCUUUCCGCGGCUGCAGAAGAUCUCGGGGUGGGCGGGGGUGGCCCAGCCGGCGUGAGCGCACGCGCUGGUGGCUGCAGCCACGAGCCUUGUCGAAGGAGCUAGAAGUUAGCUUGGAGAGGCGCCGGACCGUGGAUGGCCUUGACUGACGGCGGCUGGUGCCUGCCGAAGCGCUUCGGGGCCGCGGCUGCGGACGCCAGCGACUCCGGAGCCUUUCCAGCGCGGGAGCCCUCCACGCCGCCUUCCCCCAUCUCCUCCUCCUCCUCCUCCUGCUGCUCCCGGGGUGGGGAGCGUGGCCCCGGCGGCGCCAGCAACUGCAGGACGCCGCAGCUCGACACGGAGGCGGCGGCGGGACCCCCGGCCCGCUCGCUGCUGCUCACCCCGUACGCCUCGCAUCCCUUUGGGGCUCCCCACGGACCUUCGGCGCCCGGGGUCGCUGGCCCCGGGAGCGCCCUGUCGAGCUGGGAGGACCUACUGCUCUUCACUGACCUCGACCAGGCCGCGACCGCCAGCAAGCUGCUGUGGUCCAGCCGCGGCGCCAAGCUGAGCCCCUUCGCACCCGAGCAGCCCGAGGAGAUGUACCAGACCCUCGCCGCCCUCUCCAGCCAGGGGCCGGCCGCUUACGACGGCGCGCCCGGCGGUUUUGUGCACUCUGCAGCCGCCGCCGCCGCCGCCGCCGCCGCGGCCAGCUCCCCGGUUUACGUGCCCACCACCCGCGUGGGCUCCAUGCUGCCGGGCCUGCCGUACCUGCAGGGGGCGGGCAGCGGGCCCGCCAACCACGCGGGCGGUGCAGGCGCGCACCCCGGCUGGCCUCAAGCCUCGGCCGACAGCCCCCCGUACGGCAGUGGAGGCGGUGCGGCCGGCGGCGGGGCCGCGGGGCCCGGGAGCGCCGGCUCGGCCGCUGCGCACGUCUCCGCGCGCUUCCCCUACUCGCCCAGCCCACCCAUGGCCAACGGCGCGGCGCGGGACCCCGGGGGCUACGCCGCAGCUGGUGGCGGGGGAGCGGGCGGCGUGAGCGGCGGCGGAGGCGGCAGCCUGGCGGCCAUGGGCGGCCGCGAGCACCAGUACAGCUCGCUGUCGGCCGCGCGGCCGCUGAACGGGACGUACCACCAUCACCAUCACCACCACCCGAACCCCUACUCCCCCUACGUGGGUGCACCGCUGACUCCCGGCUGGCCCGCAGGACCCUUUGAGACCCCAGUGCUGCACAGCCUGCAGAGCCGCGCCGGAGCCCCGCUCCCGGUGCCACGGGGCCCCAGCGCAGACCUGCUGGAGGACCUGCCCGAGAGCCGUGAGUGCGUGAACUGCGGCUCCAUCCAGACGCCGCUCUGGCGGCGGGACGGCACCGGCCACUACUUGUGCAACGCCUGCGGCCUCUACAGCAAGAUGAACGGCCUCAGCCGGCCCCUCAUCAAGCCGCAGAAGCGCGUGCCUUCCUCCCGGCGGCUUGGAUUGUCCUGUGCCAACUGUCACACCACAACCACCACUUUGUGGCGCAGAAAUGCCGAGGGUGAACCUGUGUGCAAUGCUUGUGGACUCUACAUGAAACUCCAUGGGGUGCCUCGACCGCUUGCUAUGAAAAAAGAGGGAAUUCAAACCAGGAAAAGAAAACCUAAGAACAUAAAUAAGUCAAAGGCUUGCUCUGGUAGUAGCAAUAAUUCUGUUCCUAUGACUCCAACUUCCACCUCUUCUAACUCAGAUGAUUGCAGCAAAAAUACUUCCCCUACAACACAACCGACAGCCUCAGGGGCAGGCCGCUCUAAAGCACUGCGAGAGCCUAACCUAGAGGUUACAAAAGCAGAGAAGAGAGCGUUGGCAGUGAGGGAUGGUUGGCUUCCCCUCACACAAGAAAAAGCCGUAACCACAAACUUACUUAGAUGUAGGGAGGACGGAUCAGAGGCCAUGGAAGCCGGCAGGCUGAAUUCGAGCUAAGGAGGCAGUGUGACCAUCAUCAAAGUCUUAAGCUCUGGGAAUGAUCACACACUCACCCUGGGGUUGCUGUGUUUUGUUUCUUCAGCUCAGGGCUCCGUUAAGAGAGAUUACAGCACAGAGGACUGAACAUAUCCCAGUUGACUCCUUUUUGGUUUCCUUCCUCAAAGAUGAAAUUGAUGUUCACAAGCUAGAGAACCUAUGCUGUUCUGGAAUGGCUGUGUCCCUUAAGGGUUUCUUUUCACUUGGAAGAGUUGCCUAUCCAGAGGUGCCUUAGGAGCUGUCUCUGGGCCUGCCUGUGAGGCAGUGGAAAAGAGAGAGAGCUGACAGGGUUGGUGAGCCCACUGUGAGCCAGACACUGCUGGGCACUGACUCCAGGAGUUUAUCAAAUUAGAAAUCCUUCACUUUUCAGGGGGCGCCUGGGUGGCUCAGUCAGUUAAGCGUCUGCCUUUGGCUCAGAUCAUGAUCCCGGGGUCCUGGGAUCGAGCCCCACGUCCGGCUCCCUGCUCAGCGCGGAGCCUGCUUCUCCCUCUCCCUCUUAUCUGCCGCUCUGCCUGCUUGUGUGCUCUCUCUCUCUCUCCGCUUCUCAAAUACAUAAGUAAAAUCUUUAAAAAAAAAAAAAGGAAUCCUUGACUUUUCAGAUAUGUCCAAAAGUUGUUUCCACAGGGAAAAAAAAAUUCAUGUGAUCUAAAGAUGAACUGUGCCUACUUCACAGGCUAGUGGACAUUUUCCAUGUCCCAGCCUCGCAGAAGCCCGGGUUGUCCCUGAAAUCAUUUAUUCCUUUAAGAGGGAGAUUUCCAGCCAGUCACUCAGCUGGGUCUCCCACCUAACCUGGCCUGAGUUCAGUGCUAAGCCCCGGCCGAGUCUGGAGCUGAUAACACAUUCUUUCAACAGGAAGUGCCUCCAUUUUCAGUUGUCUGUGGGAGGGUGGAGGGCAGAUAAGCUGUGAAUGGAAACCCAGAACAGAUUUCUGCCCCACCCUGAUAAUGCACUUUGAUCAGAGAAAGAGUUAGGACCUCCGCCUGCGUGAGCUGCCCACCAAGAGGAGGAAGGAUGGUUCAGCUGUGGGCAUUCUGAAACGCUCCCUUCGGAGCGCCUGUUCAGGAACACUGGUGGGGUUAGGUUGGUUUACGUUAGUGAAAUGCCUGCUUUUGCUGUGUUUAGAUGUCUUCCAUAUGAACUAACGUCCUUUCAAGGGUUUAACUAGAUGUGGGAAAACAUAUUCGUCAAUCGAAAUUUAUGCUUAUAAUUUUCUGUGUGUGUACUGGGUCCAGGGUCGUAAGUUUUCUCUCAUUUUUUUCCCCCCAAGUUGGACUGUACUGAUUCUUGAUAGGGUAGCUCUUGAACAUCAUCAAAGAGGGAAAGGCACUUUAGACAAACAAUGAUGUGACAAGCCAGGUUUCUUAAGGAGAGUUGUGCCAGUUCUAGAUUUCGUACACAGUUAGAAUACCGGUUUCAAGAGCUCAGAUGACACGGAUGCACCCGAUUGUAGCGUGUUUGCUGUUUUAACGUAUGUGGAACCAUGUUUCACAUCAGCCAGCUUCCAGACAGUGGCAGAUAGCAUGGAUGGAGGUGACUUCUGGGGGGCAUGGGUGCCCAUUCUGGUCCUCCCUUCUCUAGCUUAGUACCUCCACUCGGAUUCCUCCCUAUUUUUUCAUGCUACUUUAUGACUCUUUCCAGGCUGGCUUACCCCUCAAGUGCUUGUGCGUGAUAUUUCUGGUGCUAAUGUUUUCUGCCUUCCCCAAAAUUAGACUGCACUACACCAUUCAAUUAAAAUAUUCGAAGGAAGGUACUGAUGACUAAUAGUCCCCACACACUACUUACUGGGUUCCCUUGAAAUACUUUUGCGUGUGUAAAUUGUAAUGAUGACAAUUUGUAUCCUGCUGUUUUUCAGUUAACGUUGCGUUACAGGAUUUUUUCCACUUUGCUACAUGAUCUUACUAUUUUUAAUAAUUGCAUAAUAUUUCAUUGAGCGGAUGUACCUUGCUUUUCCAAACCAUCCCAUAUUAUUAGGCAUUAGAUUAUUUCCAUGGUUUCCCCUAUUAUAAGUUACCCUGAAAUGGAUGUCUUUCCUUGUGGAGCCUUUCCCUUCCUUUGAAUUCUUUCCUUAUAAAUACAUCUCCAGAAGUGAGAUUACAGAACUAAGUAGUGUAUAAAGUUCUUGAUGGGCUUUGCUAAUUGCCUUCUACGGAGUGUACCAGAAUAUAGCCCUGCCGCCCGUGGAUGAGGGGACUGGGGUUAUCACGGUCUCAUCAGAUAUCAUCACUAUGAUCUCAUUAUGUAUCAUUACAUAAACAUUUUUAUUUUUUAUUCCGGUAUGACUGAUACACAAAAAAGCUGUACAUUGCAGUAUUUCAUGUUUAAAUAGUGUAUCCCCAAUUACAAACAAGGUUCUUAACAGCGUUGGCAUAAGCACUUAUUCCAUCUUUUCCUCAGAAAGUCAGAUGUUGCUUUUGAUUUCAAAUGAGCCGAGGUGAGUCACUCAUGUAACUUGGGGUUUGCCUGCCCUUUGGCGCAGGAGUCUUGGUCGGCCGUAUAGCUUAACAACAUUCUUGACUGAACAAAGAAGACAAUAGGUAGUUGAGUUGGUAGCUUUUGGAGUUACUGCUCAAGGCUUAAGAAUAAUGUUCAAGGUACUAGCAUUUCUUCAGUGUAGUUUAUUUGAAGAAGGCCCAUGAACCUUUUGAAGGGCUAAGGAAGCACCUUGGUUUUUUUGUUUAGUUUUGCUUUUUUGUUUUUGUUCUGAAGAGUUGUCAGAAACAAUUAGAAGGUCAUUGCUGAGGUAGACGGUUUUCACUUAGCUCUGAAUUUAGUUCCACUUCUCCCACUAAGUGAUGGGUUGUAACCCAUCUGGUGAAGGGCAGACUUGGGGAGAUCAAAUUAGGUCUAUGCUCCUUAACAAGAAUAAUAAAAUAACUAAUAGUGGUGUAUACUGGUAUCAUCCUUCCUGUUGUCAGAUACUGUUGGAAAUGCUUUAUGUAUGUUAAUGAAUUUUAGGGGUGCCUGGGUGGCUCAGUCGGUUAAGCGUCGGCUCCGGAUUUCGGCUCAGGUCAUGAUCUUGGGGGGGGUCCUGGGAUCAAGCCUUGCUUUGGGCUCUGUGCUCAGCGCAGAGUCAACUUGUCCUUCUCCCUCUGCCCGUCCCCCUGUUUGUUCUCUUUCUCUCUUUCCCUAAAAUAAAUAAAAUCUUUUUUAAAAAUUUGCAUUUUUCUAGGUGAGGAACCUGAGGCAUAGAGAGUUUUCAGUCUGGCCUUCUAGUUUGCCUCUCCCACAUUGUCUCCUUGCCUCCUUUGCUUAUCCUUCUGUUUCAGAAGGCCUCUGGUAUGUCCUACAUGCCUCCCAUGCUGCAAACCCUUUCCUCACCAGUAUCUUUACCGUGGCGAAGCAUCAUGCUGAUCCUUUACGAGCACUGAAUCAUCAAACCCUACCUGAUGGGUGACGUGAAGGCGAGUUUACCCAGGAGGAGGCUUGGAGAGGUGACCUUACUCAGUAGGUGGCUGAACCAGAGUAGUGCUUGGAAGUCUGCUUGCGGCCCAUCCCCCCAGGAAUCCUUUCCGUCUUGAUUCCUUUUUUGAUCUAUUGCUCCACUCCAUAUCUCAGCCACUCAUUUAUCAUUCAUGAUAGACAGUUGAUCAUUGUUACUUCCACGUGUGUAUGUGGCCUAGGAGCUCAGCCAGGGAGUGACUGUCUCUUUGGGGCUCAUGGUCCCAGUGCCUGGCUCUCAUAAGCACUUUGCUAAUGUUUCCUGUUGCUGACUUGAGGUGGUGACCGACCCCUCUGCUAUCUGAGCAUGUCUGGCCAGGUGAGGUGGGCUGCUUCCUGGGCCAAUUCAGGUACCCUUUUUGUUUCAGAAAAUUAACACUUGCUGUGGUGAAGUCAGAUUUAGUUUGAUAAAUGCACAUGCGCUUUUUCUGGGACUAGGUAGAUCAAUAUGAGAUUGGAUGUGACAUACGUCAUUUAUAAUUGCACUCACUCUUUUUUUUUUUUUAUAAAUGUUUUAUUUAUUUAUUCAUGAGAGUCAGAGAGAGAGAGAGAGAGAGAGAGGCAGAGGCAGAGGCAGAGGCAGAGGCAGAGGCAGAGGCAGAGGGAGGCUCCCCACCUAGCAGGGAGCCCGAUGCAGGACUCAAUCCCAGGACCCCGGGAUCAUGACCUGAGCCGAAGGCAGACACUUAACCAUCUGAGCCACCCAGGUGCCCUGCACUCACUCUUUUUAUUAGUAGUAUGGUAGCUCCUUUCUCAAAUGAGUCCUUUUGUAAUUGAAUAUCACCCUUUUGUUUAUUUCUUUGGGGGAUAAAUCUGGGUCUAUGUUGAGUUUGCUCACGGUGGAGUUUCUGGAAUUAAUGGCUAUUGUUAAUUACCAUAUUUAUGGGUAACCAAAUCAUCACUUUGGUGUGUUUGACAGGAUUAUUUCAGCCAUUUCAAAAUCUGUUUUUAAGUUUUAGGCAUCUCAGUGACUUCAUGAAAUUUGCUUUUUUAUGCACCCAGAGCCCUCAGUUUAAGUCUUGUGUUAAUUUAAAAAGAAGUUGGAGUGUGGUGGUACUGUUGUGGCUGGAUUUUUACAUACCCUCAUUUUCACCCGGAAACAGAAGGAUUGGUUACCUGUGAUGAGGGGCUGGAUUGGGAAGUUGGGAUGGGCAGAUAGGAAUUCCCACAGUCAGACCUCCUAGAGCCCUCCUUCCAGCCUCAUGCAAUUAUCUUGAGGAUGAGAGAGAAAAGCAGAUGUUUUGUUCCAGAGAGAGCAGGACCACAUUGAUUCCAGGCCCCUGUGUGGAGCCAAGGGGGGCUCAGCGUGCCUUCGGUUCAGUUCAGCCUGUGUCUGGUGCCCCAUGUUUCUCUGAAGUAGAUGUCACAUCAACUUAGACAGACAAAGGGAUGUUUUUGAAAAGCGCAAAACAUUCUACUCGUGUCAAAAAGCAAAGAGCCAGUAAUUUAUGGGAUGAAACCCUGAAACCCAGGAAGAAAUAAGAGACUCUGAGCUUUUUAGAAGGAAAAAACCCAUGAUUUAAGUAUGGAAUCAUGGCUAGAUUUUUUUUUUUAAACUUUUAAUUAUUUUUAAAAAGGUUUUGUUGUCAGAGAGGGAGACAGAGAGCACAAGCAGGGGGAGCUGCAGGCAGAGGGAGAAGCAGACACCCCGCUGAGCAGGGAGCCUGAUGCGGGGCCCAGUCCCAGGACCCCAAGAUCAUGACCUGAGCCAAAGGCAGACGCUUCACCGGCUGAGCCACCCAGGCACCCCUAGAUCCUGUAACUUCUUAACCAAGCACAACAUACAUAUAAAUCCUGAGGGAAACACGCCUGCGUUUCCUGUACCUGGCAGUCAGCACCGCGUGUUGCUGGAGAGAACGGUGGAAUGUUCUGCAGGUUGGAGUUGUGGCCGAUGCACAUGUACGAGUGGAGUUCUGAUACCAGAGGUGGCGUGUGCCCGAACUCAGAUUGGUAAAAGAUGCUCCAGGAAGACGUGUUAUUUUUGACAUGUUGGAGAUUCUUUAACCUCCGGGGGCACUGUGUGUGGACGGCCACUGUGUCUCUGGGUGUCGUGCACGUCACUGACCCGUCCUCAGAGCCACACCGAGCAGCCUGGGCAUCAUACUGGUCAUGGCUAGAUUUUUUUUUUUUUUUUAAUUUUUUUUAAGUCAAAGGCAACUGUUUCCUCAAACUGUAGUCUAAACAUGAUUUUAGUUAUUUUGGUUUGAUUCUACUAAGUUAUAUCGUGUUUUCUAUUUGGCCUUUCUCAUUUGGAUGGAAGGAAGGAAUGAAAUAAGAGAACAGUGAUCUUCUGCUUCCACAAAUGUUGCCACAACCAUGACAGAUACUGGAUGUUAGCCUUUUCUUUAUAAUGUGGCCUGCUCUCAAAAUGGCCCGUUCUCCUUGCAAAGAAUAAAGAUAAACGCGGUGUAUUGAAACCUGUGUACGCAUGAGUUCAUUUUCCCCGAAGUCGGUGCUCAAAAAUUUCAUUUCUUAGGUCUUGCUGAGCUGUGUAGCUUUCCAUCCUAGACUUCGGCAUAAGUGCUCAGGUUGUGGCUCUGCUGUGUGUGUGUGUGGGGGGGGUGGGCGUGGUGGCGCUCUGUGCUUUCUCUGGAAAUGAUGAGAUUGUGUGGGCAUCCUGAGACCCGUUUACCUGGGUGGUGUGGUUGGUUUCGCUGUCAGAGAGCUGGGAGUUCGGCCGGUCUUACGAACGGCCUCCGGCAGUUGCCCUUUCCUACCUUUGUCCAGCCGAGCAGCUUGCUGGGUGGUUGCUGCCGUGAGCUCUCAAGGGUGAGGCCACUGGCCCCGCUGCCCACCGCCUUUGUCCCCAGGUGUUUUCCUUGCAGGAGAGUGCCGCCUGACAAAUUUAUCGGUAACUGUCUCUCCCCUUCUCUCUUCCCUCUCUGUCCCUCUCUU
Mirounga angustirostris (Northern elephant seal) is the source of this 8837-nucleotide messenger RNA. RefSeq names its product GATA binding protein 6 (gene GATA6). Gene Ontology annotation, molecular function: DNA-binding transcription factor activity, RNA polymerase II-specific; zinc ion binding; RNA polymerase II cis-regulatory region sequence-specific DNA binding. The transcript has 7 exons. The record is from RefSeq and is a predicted model, not a curated record. NCBI's taxonomy places the organism in Eukaryota, Metazoa, Chordata, Mammalia, Carnivora, Phocidae. The coding region runs from base 669 to 2465 and encodes 598 amino acids. Gene Ontology annotation, biological process: positive regulation of transcription by RNA polymerase II; cell fate commitment; epithelial cell differentiation. Gene Ontology annotation, cellular component: nucleus.